CCAAAUUGGCAACUUGACGCCGCCCUCGCUCACACGCUCGCCGCCCGCUUCCCCUCCUCAUCAAGAUAAGGCGGGAAACCCAGCUGCGGCUGCGGAUUCCAGAAGGUUCUGGAAGCUUCUGGGGCACCCCACGCACAGCCGCCGGCGCCCGGCCCGGUGCCGGAAGAGGCUGCAUGCAUGAGUAGUCGCGCCGCCGCCGUAGAGGAGCAGCAUGGGGAUGGUCACCGCCACCGCCGCCGCCGCCCUCCUCGCCUCGCCGCCGCAGGGUCAUCUUGGAAGGCGGUGUCACCUCGUGGUGCCCGGGCUACGGCUGAGGCCGCCGGCCAGCUCAUCUCCUCCCCACGCCGCCCCGCCGCUCAGGUUAAGCAAUUUUGUCCCAAGGUGUUACAUCACAAAUGUUGAGGUUGAUGUUAGUCAUACGAGUGAACAAGAGGCUCUAGAUGAUCACCCACCAUUGUUGCCAGCCUGCGCCAUUCCAGUUGUACACCUACGAGAUGUUCCGGAUGCUAGUCCUUUUCCCCUGCAUGAGAGUGCUUCCCAUUCUACUGAUUUUGAAGAGCUACCCGUCUUGUCUGAGGGUGAGCUACAUACUAUAGCGGCCACCCCUGCCCACCCUGCUGGAUUAUAUGCUCUAUACGCUAGCUACUUAUUUGGUAACUUGGUGGAACAACUUUGGAAUUUUGCUUGGCCUGCUGCACUGGCAAUUCUCCAUCCAAGCCUAUUGCCUGUGGCUAUUGUCGGUUUCUUCACAAAGCUUUCAGUCUUUAUUGGGGCACCAAUAGUAGGGAAACUUAUGGAUCAUUUCCCUCGAAUACCUAUGUACACAGGGUUGAAUGCUGUCCAGGUAGCCACUCAGUUGAUAUCAGCUGCAAUGGUCAUCUAUGCUAUGAAGAAUGUGACCCAUGCAUCUACGUCCGCCGUAGUUCUCAAACCUUGGUUUAUCGCACUAGUGGCAGCUGGAGCUAUUGAAAGGCUUGCAGGAUUGGCACUAGGAGUUGCUAUGGAGCGGGACUGGGUUGUGUUGUUAGCAGGAACUAACAGGCCAGUUGCAUUAGCUCAAGCUAACGCUGUGCUUAAUCGACUUGAUCUUGUUUGUGAGACUGUUGGUGCUUCAGUUUUUGGCCUUCUGCUGUCCAAAUAUCAUCCAGUAACCUGUUUGAAGAUUGCUUGUGGUCUAAUGAUAUGCAGUUUCCCUGUCCUGGUUGUGUUGGGUCAACUGAUUAACAGAUUCUCCUGCCAUGCUCUUGAUUCCUCUAGAACCCCGAGUGAAGAAUCUAUCUGUGCCAAUCUAUUGGAUGUUCGUAAGAUUGUUCAAAAUGGCUUGAGUGCUAUCAGAAAUGGCUGGAAUGAGUAUAAGCAGCAAACAGUUCUACCUGCAAGUGUAGCUACCGUGUUUCUAAAUUUCAAUGUAGCACUUGCUCCUGGUGCUAUAAUGACUGCGCUAUUGAUGCAUCGUGGUAUUAGUCCGUCGAUUGUUGGUGCUUUUAGUGGAUUGUGUUCUAUCAUGGGCCUUGUUGCGACAUUCAUCUCCUCAAGCUUGGUGGAAAGAGUUGGAAUUCUAAAGGCAGGAGCAGCUGGAUUGAUAGUUCAAGCUUCACUCUUGUCGGUCGCUCUCGUAGUGUAUUGGACUGGUUCUAUUUCACAGAGGACACCUCUACUUAUCUUCCUGGCUGCUAUCGCAUUAUCUCGGUUGGGGCACAUGUCAUAUGAUGUUGUGGGUACACAGAUUCUCCAAACAGGUGUUCCUGCAUCAAAAGCAAAUCUUAUUGGUGGAAUGGAGGUCUCAAUAUCAAGCCUUGCAGAACUAGUCAUGCUUGGUAUGGCCAUCAUCGCAAACGACGUUUCUCAUUUCGGUUUCUUGGCAAUCCUAUCCGUGUCAUCGGUUGCUGGUGCGGCAUGGAUGUUCUGCCAGUGGUUGGGAAAUCCUACAGAUGAGCAGAGGGAACUGUUCAUGUUUGAUCCCCAUUUCCAAGUUGAACCAAUAUAAUGAACAAGGCAUGUUCUAAAGUAGCUGGGAAAGUUACAUCACAUGCUGCGUGUGCUUGGCGUCAGAAGAGGGCUCUGCAAUGCCCUGAAGACGCUGUGACAUUUUGAUUCAAUACAAUAUACACUUAGGAUACAGUCAUUUGUUACUAUUAGCCCAAGCCAUGCGUAGAAUUCAACUUGUACACCCUUUUUUUUCACCUCACAUGCUGUACAGUUCAUCUACCAUGGGCUUAGUUGUUUUUUGUAGGCUUGUAGCUGAUGUAGAGCACCAUAACAAUCAGUUGCAAUAACAAAAUCAAUAGCAUUCUCUCUCUCUCUCUCUCUCUCUCUCUCUCACACACACACACACACACACACAGUACACACAGAUAUGCAACGGAAAAAGUCCACUUUACUUCAAUUUUUUUUUCUAAUUUUACAUCCCGGAUUAUUAAAAAUAUUUUACUUUCCUCCCCUGAUAAACACUAUUUCUCUCUUUAUUUCUCUGCAUUUAAGUCAUAUCUUGCACUGCAAAUUUGGUAGGAUGCUAGAUGUGUUACAACUUACUGCUCCGUCCCAAGAAAACCAAUUCCUACAUGUGUACA
Molecule: messenger RNA, 2570 nt
Organism: Oryza sativa Japonica Group (Japanese rice)
Lineage: Eukaryota; Viridiplantae; Streptophyta; Magnoliopsida; Poales; Poaceae
Source: RefSeq, a predicted model, not a curated record